AAAAGAAAAUAAAAAAGUAGUAAAAGUAGGACAAAAAAAAGAUAGUGGAGGGAUCCUCUCGGGAACCGGGACCGUGAUUGGUCUCGUUGAGGCCGAGAGUGAGAGGAUGAUGAUGAUGCGAAGAAUCAUCUCCGAGAGAGCUACUUGUGUCUCUAAGAACUUUGUUCUCAGAUCCUCUGCUUCGCGGUUUCACGGCGAGUCUCUCGAUUCCUCCGUCUCACCCGUUCUCAUUCCCGGCGUCCAUGUCUUCCACUGCCAGGACGCAGUUGGAAUCGUAGCAAAGCUAUCAGAUUGUAUUGCAGCUAAAGGCGGAAACAUUCUCGGCUACGAUGUCUUUGUUCCUGAGAACAACAACGUCUUCUACUCUCGCAGAUGGUUUCUUUUUGACAGUGAGUUUAUAUUUGAUCCGGUGAAAUGGCCGAGAGAGCAAAUGAGUGAAGACUUUCAAGCUAUUGCGCAAAGAUUCGGUGCCAUGAACUCUGUUGUUCGUGUUCCUUCUAUAGAUCCCAAGUAUAAGAUUGCUCUUCUACUUUCUAAACAGGAUCAUUGUCUGGUGGAAAUGUUGCAUAGAUGGCAAGACGGAAAGCUCCCUGUGGAUAUAACAUGUGUGAUAAGCAAUCAUGAGAGAGCUUCAAACACUCAUGUUAUGCGGUUUCUUGAGAGGCAUGGCAUUCCGUAUCAUUAUGUAGCCACAACUAAAGAUAAUAAACGAGAAGAUGAGAUUUUGGAUUUGGUUAAAGACACUGACUUCUUAGUUCUCGCUAGAUACAUGCAGAUUCUAUCGGGUAAGUUCUUGAAAGGUUAUGGAAAGGAUGUAAUCAAUAUUCACCAUGGUCUCUUGCCAUCAUUCAAGGGCGGAUAUCCAGCCAAACAGGCGUUUGAUGCAGGUGUGAAGCUGAUUGGAGCAACAAGUCACUUUGUUACUGAGGAACUUGAUGCAGGGCCUAUCAUUGAACAAAUGGUUGAGAGUGUUUCCCACCGGGACAAUCUAAGGAGCUUUGUCCAGAAAUCUGAGGACCUCGAGAAAAAAUGCCUAACAAAAGCUAUAAAGUCAUACUGCGAACUACGUGUGUUACCUUAUGGAGCAAACAAGACUGUUGUAUUCUAAUAGAACAAGCAAAGACUAUUUGUUGAUUCUCUAUCGCAUACGAUCACUGAGGCUCAAAGAUUCGAGAGAGCAUUUGUCAGCCUCGAGACAAGUUACUUGGCGGAGAGUAGACUGAAUCCCAGCAACCCAUCUCUGCUUUUGAGUCUUACUCUUGCACUUAAACUCCAAAAGACCCUGUCCUGUUUUAAGACCAAAAUAGACUUCUUCUGAGUUUUCUUCUCUAUCUUUACUGUAAGGCCAUGCAGAUAUCUCGUCGCAGACUCCAUAAACAACGCCUUCAAAAGGAAACAAGAAGCUUCAGAGUUCCAUGUUUCAAGUAAUUUCCCUAACUCUUGGAAAAAAUAAUAAUAGAAAACACUUACAUUUGAUCUUUUUGGAGAAUGUUCCUCCGAUGUGUUUGCUUUUGAGUUUGAUCAUUACCUGAGAAAUUCAUAGAGCUC
Molecule: messenger RNA, 1548 nt
Organism: Brassica napus (rape)
Lineage: Eukaryota; Viridiplantae; Streptophyta; Magnoliopsida; Brassicales; Brassicaceae
Product: formyltetrahydrofolate deformylase 1, mitochondrial
Exons: 8
Coding region: 107-1108 (333 amino acids)
Biological process (GO): 'de novo' IMP biosynthetic process
Molecular function (GO): formyltetrahydrofolate deformylase activity
Source: RefSeq, a predicted model, not a curated record